UUUGAAUUCGAGCGAUUCUGCUUCCUUAUUUCGAUUCCGGUUCCAAAUGAUUCUCAGGGUACUUUAUAAACGGUAUCAAUAUCAAACCUAUGAAUUAAAAGGCAAUGUGUGUACUAACUAACUAACCCAAUUGACUUAAUAUCCAUUAAUUAAAGUUUAAGCGAAAAGUUAAAUAUAGCAUUGUUAAAAUUGUUAUUUGGGACUGUUUUAUCACGUCAAAUGGUGCACGUUUUCACUUUACUUCCUGUUUUAAGCUUGAAGCCUUUUAUUUUGAAGGGUAUGCACUAGAACUCAGCAUGUUGGCACGAAAAGUAACUUCACACGACACCGGUGAAUUAUUAUAAUUUUUUUUUAAACCAAAUUAAUUUUUAUCCCAAUUCAUUGUGUUGUAAAGUUGCUACGGGGAAGUUUUAGCUCAAUGUUAAGCAAUUUUUUUCUGUCAUUGGCUCUUAUGUUGGUUUUAAGAUUAAAAUAAACCAUCAGUGCAAAAGUGCAACCAACUGUUUACGUUGUUAUCUGCCUCAAUGUUGGCAUAGACAUAUUUUAGUGUUUCAGUCAACAAAUUGACUGAGAGUUGACUUCACUGAAGCUUCGCGCAGUGUAGGCUGAGGCUCGGCCCACGUCAGACGCUAAACAUCGAUAAAGGCUCCUUUGCACGAUAUAAUCUAAUUCCAAGUGUUGCACUGAGGCAACUGGUCAUUAAUUGUAACAGAGUUAAGACACACUUUUGUUCAGCGCUGCCGUUGGGCACAAGCACGUCUUUGUGCGCGUUCUUCUUCGUUGGUUUUCGCUGUUUCUUCGUUGGGUUUCGCAACUCCUUCGUGGUCAGUGGACCGUAGGCAUCGAAACUGGGAACCGAAAUUAAAAAAAUUGUACGAUUCCGGGGGAACCGGAACGUUAGUCUUGGUUCCAAUCGGUUCUCGAUUCUCGAUGCCCAACCCUAGGUGGGACGAGGUGCAGUGGUAGGUCGGUGUACAGGGAGUAGAGCAGAGGACUCAACACACAGCCUUGGGGGGAACCUGUGCUGAGAGUGAGGCUGGAGGAUACAUGGCGUCCGAGCUUCACUGUUUCGGAUCAGUUGGUGACUAAAUCCAGAAUCCAUAUAUGGGGUGAGAGGCCAGGAUUACACAGCUUCCUGAUGAGGAUGGAAUGAAUGUGUUCAAAUCUGAACUAUAGUCGAGAAACAGCGUCCUCACCUAAGGCCCGCUGUGGUUCAGGGCUGUUUGGAGAGCUUUGGAAAUGGCAUCUUUCGUGGAUCUGUUUGAUUUGCAUGGAAACUGCACUGCGUCUAAGCAUAGUUUAAGUGUCGUUUUAAUGUACUUUAAUUAUCAAAGUGUAAAAGCUUUACUCAGAUGGCUUGUUUGGAAAUAUGCAUGCAAGUUAUUUGUCUUUUUGCAUCUUGGAGGCUGUUUUGCUGAACAUUGCUCACGCAAAGUGAAAUCUGACUUCAUUGAAAAUCUGCAAAUAAUUGAGACCAUAUUAAUGUAUGUCCACCUUUUUGUUUCUUGUAGUCGACUUAUCAGUUUUUUACAUGGGGUAUUUGUAAAAAAAAAAUAAAAUAAAAUAAAAAAAUUAUUGUGUGAUUAAAACCUCAACAAAAAAAUACAAUUUUAAUAGAAUUAACUUACUAGCAGAUGAACAACAUCCACAAAUCAAUUGCAGGUACCACUGUAUACCAUUAGUACAAAGUAACAAAGUGAGAUGCAGUGCAUAAUACUGCUUCUAAGGUUAGAGUAGAUGCAUCGUCCUGUGAAAAUGUCCUUCUGUUGCAGUAGUUCAGUCACCGAUGUCCGCGAGACAAACUCCUCGUCUGCUUUCAUAUGGAGGUAUCUGCAGCAUCUUGAGACUCUUGACAGUUGUCCAUUUCUCUUGAGUUUUUCCCAAAAGACGAAAAAGCGACGUGCAGGUUCCGCAUGUAUACAAUUGACAAAAACAGAAACACACAGGACAUUUUCUCUACAAUUACAGUUAGUUUUGUUAACAUAAACUCUGCGGCCAUCUACCAGCUACCAAUAUUUUUGGGGAAAUAAAGCCCUUCUCUAAACAGUUUGUAGUCAUUAUGCCUGUGUAUUCUCAUUCAUCCAGGUCAUUUCAUUCUGAGGGCACUGGAUUGAUUGCAACUGGACUGUUCUGGUUGUCUUAAGACGCUACGCCUCUCAUCCGAGCAGGCUUUGUCAGUUCGUGCAACAAGGCUUAGUUUGGACUAAACUAGCAUGACUUUACUUUAAAUGAACUGAUGAAGCCUGCUCGGGUGAUAGGUGAACCGGCUUCUAAAGCCCGCCACACACUGCAUGAUGCAGUUGAAUCCGGUCGGUCAUAGAUCAAUAGUUAAGGAAGAGGCAGGUUACUAAAGAGGGAGGACGUGGACGAGACUAAAGGCAAGAGUGUGUAUAUAUUAAAAGAUGUUCGCUCGCUCCCAUUCAUUUGAAUGUACCCGGCGCGGUACGUACCGCUCACGUACAUUUUGGGCACAAGCUUCACUUUUUCAUCCACAGACAUCAGUGAAGCUCUUCGUCCUGAGCGGCAAGAGCCAGAGCCCACUCACAUUAAAAAAGAGGAUGAGCCACAGCCCCCUUACAUCAAAGAGGAGGAGGAAGAGCACCUGCACAUUAAAGAGGAAGAGGAGGGUGAUAUCAUCACGUUGUCAUCAACUGGUGUCCAUUUGAAGAGUGAGGAUGAAGGUCAAAGUGAGGAAUAUAGCGAGGCGGAGCCUCUAAGCAGCAGCUCAAGUCUACACAUGACAAGAGGAGGUGAUGGAGACCACUGUGGAGGAUCACAAGCAGAUGGCCUCUUAGCUCCACUAUCAGAUAGUGAUGACUCAACUUCACAUUCUCCUAGCACUGAUGAUGAUGAUGAUGAUGAUGAUGAUGAUGAUGAUGAUCAGUCUGAAGGUCUUAAGACAGGUCACACUGACAACAAACGCUGGAAAUGUUCUGAGUGUGGGAAAACUUUUGCUUAUAAGUGGGGUUUGAAACAACACAUGAGAAUACACACUGGAGAAAAACCUUUUGCCUGCUUAGAUUGUGGUAAAAUAUUCACUCAGAAGGGAUACUUAAAAAUACACAGAAGAACACACACUGGGGAAAAACCUUUUGUUUGCUCAAUUUGUGGUCAAAGAUAUUCUCAAAAAACUAAUUUGAUAACACACACGAGAACUCACACUGGAGAGAAACCUUUUGUCUGCUCAGUUUGCGGUCAAAGAUUCUCUGAGAACGGAAGCUUAAAAACCCAUGCAAGAACACACAGUGGUGAGAAACCUUUUUCCUGCUCAGUUUGCAGUCAAAGAUUCUCUGAUAAGGCAAACUUGACAACACACACAAGAACACACACUGGUGAGAAACCUUUUGCAUGCUUAGUUUGUGAUCAAAGAUUCACCACAAAAAUACAGUUAACAAAUCACACAAGAACCCACACUGGAGAGAAACCGUUUGCCUGCUCAGCUUGUAACCAAAGAUUCUCUCAGAAGGGAAACUUAAAAACACACAUAAGAACACACACUGGGGAGAAACCUUUUGCCUGCUCAGUUUGUGGUCAAAAAUUCUCUGAGAAUGGAAGCUUAAGAAGACACACAAGAAAACAUACUGGCGAGAAACCUUUUACCUGCUCAGCUUGUGGCCAAAACUUCUCUCACAAGGAUCGGGUAAAGAGACACAAGUGUGCUCGUGGGAAUAGCAGUGAUCAAUGAAGCUUUAAAGGUCCCCUCUCCACUGUUUUUUCUGUUUAAUUUUGUUCAUCUUUGAUGUCCUUUUAUCUGGUUUGCAUGAUAUUCUUAGUUGAAAAUGGCCAAAAUGUCAUUUUUCAAGCUACUCUAGGAGGUCUUUUCGGCCAUCGCAUUUGAGACGCUUGGAUUUCUCAUUAUGUGACGUGUAUUAGCUUUGUUCUGAUUGGAUCGCUCAUCUUCCCCAACCCUAACCACCGCAGAUCAUACAUAUUUAUACCACUAGAGGGAGCCUCGGCUGGAUGACAGCAUGCAGAGUUGUAGACCGAGAAAAUAUUUCCUCACUUUUGUCAUUUCAUUCCUGUUCGAUUUACUUACUAUACGUAAAUAAAACACAAUAUAUAUAUAUAUAUAUAUAUAUAUAGAGAGAGAGAGAUUAAUUUUAUUUAUUUUGCUUGUCAUUUUUGUCUCUAUUGUGAUAUGGCCAUGCUCCCUUGGCAGUUAUGUCAUGAUUUUAUGAAGACUUGUGUUUGUAU
Molecule: messenger RNA, 4194 nt
Organism: Phyllopteryx taeniolatus (common seadragon)
Lineage: Eukaryota; Metazoa; Chordata; Actinopteri; Syngnathiformes; Syngnathidae
Product: gastrula zinc finger protein XlCGF8.2DB-like
Exons: 2
Coding region: 2429-3685 (418 amino acids)
Biological process (GO): regulation of transcription by RNA polymerase II
Cellular component (GO): nucleus
Molecular function (GO): DNA-binding transcription factor activity; RNA polymerase II cis-regulatory region sequence-specific DNA binding
Source: RefSeq, a predicted model, not a curated record